AUGGAUGAUGAGGCGAGGAGACGAGUGCGAGAAUUGAUGGCACAAACACCAGCGCAAAGACCGCCUGAUUGGGUGAAUCCAUUGGAGAAAAUCGAACAACUACUCACGUGCCCCAUUUGCCUCGAUCGCUACAAGCAACCAAAGCUACUCCCAUGUCAGCACACAUUUUGUCAUCCCUGUUUGGAGAGUUGUGCUGACACUCUCCAUCAUGCUCUUAAAUGUCCCGAAUGUCGGGCUGAACAUAAAAUUCCUUAUGAUGGAGUCAAGUCUUUUCAGCCAAACUAUACACUUACAACAAUUCUUGACAUUCAUUUACAAGCGACACCCGAAUCAGCUGCUCAAGUUGAAGAAUAUGUGCACAGAUAUAAUCUUGAGAGAUGCAAAGUGUGCGAGGAAAAGGCUGAAUGCCAGACGUGUCCGCAUUGUGAUCGGAGAGCGUGCGAGGAGUGCCGAAAGACACAUAUGGAUAUGUUGAAGAGAGAUAUGGGAAGACUCGUUAUGCAAGUGAAAAGACUUUCCAAUCGAAUCACUGAAGCUUCUGACGGUCUCUCGAAAGGCAUCGAAUUGUUAAGUCUCAACUGUGAGACUACAAAACAAGAAGUUCAGGAAUACUUUCAUCGUCAUAUUCGUGAGUUAAAAAAGCGAGAAGAGAACUUUCUUGGUGAAAUUGAGAUCUUCCAAAGUGCCGAGACGAGAUUGAUGGGAAAUUUGAGGGACGUUCUCGAAAUCGAGAGUAGCAAUAUGAGUGAAGCGGUGGCUCGACUUGAAGCCGCUUUAAAAGGUGAAUAUGAUAUGGAUGAUACGGAGAUCGUCCGCUACAAGAACAUUUUCACGGAAGGCCUUGAAUACUUGCGAAAUUUUUCUCCGGAUGCUGAUGAACUUUUUUGCAAAAAGUUGCGUUUUACGGUGGAUGAUGCGGCUCGAUUGCCGGGUGCAAUUCAGACUUUUGGUGAAAUCACUGUGAUGUAUCCUGGAAGCACUGGCAGAUACGACAAGUUGGAGGCUUCCUAUGUCCCACGAAUGAUCUCAAGUAAAAUCGGCUUGGAGAGUGAUCAUUUCAGAAUUCGUAGUACGGAUGACAGAAAUGCGAUGGAUUUGGGCAGGAAUCGAUUUCGGGAAACUGAUUCUUUAACAGAACAUUCUCUCAGAUAUCGGCGUCGUCAACAAAUUGAAGAGGAAUCUUGGAAUCGGGUUCGUGGCAUUGAAGGCGAACCACGGGAGAGGAGCAUCCCAGGGAAAUCUCCAUGGUCUCGACCACCAGAUGAAACCCCAACAAAACCACAAAAUAAUACCAAUAGCUUGCAGACAACAAGCGCCAAAAAUUUGCAAGUUUCCUCAAAGGAGUCUCCAUCUUCAUCCACGUCAACUUCACCUCGGCCACCCUCUCCAAAAGGGAUAUCGAUUCCAGUGAAGGUGGAACAAUCUAACAAUGAGCCCGAACUCGAGACGAAAUCGAAAGUGACUAUUAGGGUUGAGCCAAAACAGGAGCCUAAAGUGGAAGUGAAGUCUGAGACAGCAACUAAACAAAUUGAGAAACCGCCUACUCAUAAACCACCACUUCCUCGACAACCAUCUAGUCAAGAAGAAGUUGAAAAGAAUGAGAAUGGUUACAUAGGGAGAAGAUCAUCUCGCCCUAAUUCACUGCUCAUUGCUGAACCAUCAACAGACAAAGAAGAGGAUGAAGAUGACCGACCAAGGACGGCUCGAUUCAGAUUAAGAAUGCGGGCCUCAUCAAUCACGAGACAGGAGUCGAACGAGGAACGCGAGACACCAAUUCCCAUCACUCAUUACCCAGGUGAGCAUGAGGGGACACCGGGAUCGCCAAGAGAUAGGGAAAGCUCACCGGCUGAGAUUCCUGACUGGUUGGCUCGUCGCCGCGCGAGACAACAACGCUCACGCACGAAUCCUGACCUGUAUGCACAGUUCACUAGUACGCGCGUGCAGCAAUUGCUCGCCGAAAGAGAGCAGAAAAACGAAAACGAAAAGCUAGCAAGCAUAAAUCCCUCGGCAAGUGUUCAAGGUUUAGAUGCGAUCGAUCAAAUGGAUGAGGUGACGACAAGGAGAAGUGGGGCACCGUACAGAGCUCGCACAAAGUCGACCGGACAUAGAGACUCAUCCACCGAUACCGGUCGGGGAUGGCGUUCAAGGGGCGGUCGGCCAAAGAAUGUCUUUGGAAGGAAAGGUGGCGGUGAAGGAGAGUUGAACUGGCCGCGAGGAGUGACAACACUUCCUGGGGGUCAUGUGGCCGUGUGUGACUCGUCGAAUCAUCGAGUUUGCGUCUUCACCGCUACUGGAGAGCCACUGAAAACAUUUGGUGGUUAUGGUACAGGUGCUGGAGAGUUGGAUUCGUGUGCGGGGAUUGCUUCAGGACGAGGUCGUCAAUUGAUUGUCACCGAUCGAUAUAAUCAUCGUGUUUGUGUGUUUGACUCGGAAGGUCGACUUGAGCGCCAAUGGGGUGGUCAUGGACCAGCAAAUGGUCGUUUCAAUAACCCAUGGGGAGUGGCUGUUGACGAUCUCGGCACAAUCUACGUUUGCGAUAAGGACAAUCACCGUGUGCAAAUGUUUGACAAGAAUGGAGUCUUUGUUGGAAAAUUCGGAACACAUGGAUCAGCAGAAGGACAGUUAAAUUGCCCACUUUUUGUCGCAGUAUCAAGAAUUAAUCAUACGGUUUAUGUAACUGAUUCUUCAAAUCAUCGAGUAAACACUUAUGAUAUGCAAGGGAAAUUUCUAUUUUCUUUUGGACAAGAAGGAUUUCAAGGUGGUCAAUUCAAAUCUCCACGCGGUAUUGCGAUUGACAAUCAGGGGAGUGUGAUUGUGGUCGAUUCGGGAAAUAAUCGAGUACAAGUUUUCACAGCUGAUGGAGACUUUCUCGUCUCGUUUGGUACUUGGGGUGCAGGCGCUGGACAACUCAAAGGAGCUGAGGACGUUUGCCUUCUCAACGAUGCAAUUGUGGUUAGCGAUCGGGAAAAUCAUCGAAUUCAGAUCUUU
Mesorhabditis belari is the source of this 2988-nucleotide messenger RNA. NCBI's taxonomy places the organism in Eukaryota, Metazoa, Nematoda, Chromadorea, Rhabditida, Rhabditidae. The record is from the annotation of a GenBank genome assembly.